AAAAUAUUUUAUAAAUUUCAAAAAAAAAAAAAAAAAACAAAGAUCAACAAUAUUUUGUUAGCAACAUAAAAUUAAUUAAAAGCAACUUGUCAAUGAAAUUGAAAUUUUGAUUUAAGAAUUAUUCGUGGUGUAUGCAGACAAGUGAAUUUAUAAAUAUUAUCAAUAAUAACAACUAAUAAUAAAAAAAUACAUAAAACCGUUACUAUUUAAUAUAAGCUAAUGUCUAAACAAGGAUCAAUCAAAAAAAAUUACAGCGAACAUAGUGGUGAACCUGGCUGUGCCACUGCGGGUGAAGUUAAAAAAUUCUUUAGACAUUUCUGGGAUCCCACAUCGUAUUGGGAAUGCGAAGAACAAGGCAAACCAGCCGCCCUAAGACGUUGCGGUGCCUCUGAAUUAUAUUCGGACAAACAUGGCAAAUGUGUUCAUUACAGAGAAUGGGAAUGGACCGAACCCAUAGAGCCACCAAGUCGUCCAAAAACUCAAUAAUAUAAUAAUUUAGUUAAAUGAUUGUUUAAUAUACUAUUUAGCAAAAAAUAAUAAAUAAAUAAAACUACAUA
Lucilia cuprina (Australian sheep blowfly) is the source of this 557-nucleotide messenger RNA. RefSeq lists its product as uncharacterized. Bases 220 to 486 code for a protein of 88 amino acids. The record is from RefSeq and is a predicted model, not a curated record. Gene Ontology annotation, molecular function: chitin binding. The transcript has 2 exons. NCBI's taxonomy places the organism in Eukaryota, Metazoa, Arthropoda, Insecta, Diptera, Calliphoridae.